Messenger RNA from Cladophialophora immunda, 1200 nucleotides. RefSeq lists its product as uncharacterized. The record is from RefSeq and is a predicted model, not a curated record. Bases 1 to 1200 code for a protein of 399 amino acids. NCBI's taxonomy places the organism in Eukaryota, Fungi, Ascomycota, Eurotiomycetes, Chaetothyriales, Herpotrichiellaceae. The transcript has a single exon.
AUGGAGCAAGAAGAGCCAGACGCUCGUCCAGCCACUGGAGUGAGCUGGCGGGACAACAGUGAUGGGCUCCCAGUGGUUGAUCCAGAGAAACAAAUGCUGGGAGAACAAGAACGGGGAGAACAACAAGAUUCGAGCGAUACUCCCGACAGUGGCACGACCCUGGGGCUGCCCAGCGACGGAUUGGAAGAAAAGUCCGACUCAGAGCUCCCAGCGACUGCCGACAGCGAUACGCCGGCCAGAGCAACACGACCUGAACUUCAAGGCAGAGCCACCACAUAUGCCUCAUCCACUCGCACUCUCCCACGCUUGAAGCGCAAAGAGACGAGGAUGAUGCAAAAGGAAGCGCACCCAAUGCAGCAUUUGGGUAUCACGCUUGGACUGCCGGCCAUCUUAAUAUUCGAUAUCAUUGUACCGUGCAUCAUUUACUACACAUGGUACAAUUCCCGCAAACACCGCUGGGAGAGAGAAUGCCGCGAGCAAUUCAACAGCACGCCCCGGGAGUGUCCACUUCCAAAACCAGAAUAUGACGAAAACAUUCUCGGCUACGCCAUCAUCUCCUUCGGUGCCGGUGAGCUUUGGAUUUUGAUUGCACGGGUGUACAGACUCUUUGUCCACACCGAGGACUGCGCUCCUCUAUUGUCGAGGAACAAAUGGGAGCUGGAUGCCACGUCGUGGGUGUACGGGGUCGCCAUGAUCCUGGCCCUGAUCCCCUUCGUCGUCGGCAGCUCCUUGGUCCUACCCCAUCUCUAUCUCUACUCGCCGACCUUCAUCAUGGGAUUUCUGGGCAUCCUGAUGCUCAUCACGGAGAUCCUCCCCAUCAAGAUCCCCAUCGGGAUCAACUCGCAGGCCCGAGGCACGAAGCUGCGCCCAUUCAUUUACUACGCCGCCGAGGAUUUCAUCGCCGUCGACGGCCUUCAGGACCGGGAGUUCCGGGUCCGCUAUAACGACCGUUACGAAAACAACAAAGCCUUCCGCCAAAUGUUUCGCUACUUGACCUGGUGGUGGUUACUGGGCGUGUGCACGUACAUCGGAUGCGUGUCCGCCGUCAUUUGGACCCUGGAGUUCCACUACGCCUUUGGACUGUCGUUGGGGGUUCUUUUCUCAUAUAUCGCCAUAUGGGCGGCUGUAUCGUACGUGUGGGUCAGGCUCGAGAUUGAAAGGGAGCACAAGGCCUUUGAGGAGGGCAAGUUUGACCCUUAG